AUGGAAACCUUUGCUCAGGAGGAUACAGUUCUUGACGCGUCGAUUAACUUUACUCCCUCUUUUGGCAAUAUGGAUACCUCUGCCCAGGAAGAUCGAGCUCUUCGCAACUCAAUCAACUUUGCUCCCACUGUCGACAAUAUGGAUCCCUUUGCGCAGGAAGAUACAGCUCUUCGCGGAUCAAUCGAUCUUGCUUCCUCUAACAAUAAUAAGGAUGAGUUCGGCGAGGAAGUACCAGCUCAUGGGGCGGAAUGGUAUGCAAACUGUACAGCUGAUACCUCCAUCGAAGCCUUCCACGCAGCAGAACUUUAUCCAGCGAAUCGCAUUACCUUUGGCACUAGAUAUACAAUCAGCUACUUCGAUUCCGAUGGCGUACCUAUGGAAGCGCCUCUCGAAAUCGACGAAGAACCUGUCCGAGUACGAAAAUUAAUGUGGAACAGAGAAAGGAUCUCCGAGCCCGCCGAUACCGCUCACCUCGCCGGCGAUCGAGCAAACCAUCUCCAAGACCCUAUCGAGCUGGAGCCAAAUACUCUCGAGCACCCAAAACAGUCUGCGAUCAAUGGCAUCUUCGAUAUCAAUUCUGAAGUUGAUCACCCAGCUAUCCAAGAUCAAGCUACGUCCAAGCCUACUACUACAUUGCCAGUUACCAAGUAUCAAGAUAAACGUGCGACAGAUGGCAGUUUCGGAAGCAGAGUCUCCAAUACCAUGCGUAACGUGGCUGCUAAGGGUUUACAAGUUGUUAACGAUUUAGAUGAAAAGGCUGCUACUCGCGCUCAAUUUCCUUUUGAUAGCCCAGAUUAUCAAUCCACAGACGACCACAUAACUACAAUACCAAUCACCAGACGUCACGACAAGUCCUCGAUAACUAGCAGUUUAGGUAGCAGAGUCUCCAGCACCAUUCGUAAUUUGGCUGAAAUUGGAUUACAAGUCAUAAACGAUUUAGAUGAGAAGGCCGCCAUUCACGCUCGAUUUUCCUUGGAAAGUCCAACUCCCAUGAAUCAAGAGUUGGUGGACACAAUCCAAACGAAACCUUUCGAAAAAUGGUUACAUACCAUCAAGCGACGAGGUGGACAUAGAAAGACAGCCAGCUGCGAUAUGCCUGGGAAAGUACCUGGAUAUGGCUUAUUCGAAACACCCACCACCAUAGAGACCCAGCCAGGCCACAGAAAAUCCCUAUCGGGCAGCUCUUUUGGUUUUGUGUCCAACAUGAAGAGUGUUGGAACCAGCCUUGCGAGCUUCAGUAUUGCACCACGUUCAAGGACUGGCAUGUCUUCUCGCCAUCAACGAACUGAUUUCAGCAGCAGAGCAUCAUAUGCUGGAAGAGCUUCCGAAGACAAUGGAAACACAUCACGGGGUAUCAUCAUGGAUAGGGACGUUCUCAAACGCAUGGAACAACGCCAAGGUGUCAUUGAGGAGAUUCUUUCCACGGAGAAAGAUUAUCUCGAUGAUGUCCGGGCUCUCAUACGUGUCUUUGAUGGCUUCCUAAUAACCGUCCCUAUCCUCUCUCAAAGCUUACGCAAGUCCAUUAUUCUGACACUCAAGGGCAUCUGGAACCACAAUAACGAGCUCUACAACGAACUUGUUACCGUUGUGGCAAAUACCAAUAAACUUGCUGGUGUAGACUCGAUCAACCUAGCAACCCAUCCGCCUGUCAAGGGACACAAGAGAUGGCAAAGCCUUGGAGGAGCACCUACUUCGGGGUCUACUGACAGCCAGGAUCGACACAUCGGUGACCCGAAGGUUGCCGGAGAGAUUGCAAAGGUGUUUUGCGGAAAGAUUCCCGGGUUGUUCUUCUACGAAUCAUACGGCAUCAUGCAUAACGAGGUUUUGAAGCAAAUCAAUACAACAUAUCGGACCACCGAUGAAUGGAAAGAUCUCAACCAAGCAAUCCGAUCAACCGAGGAAAUGAUUGUCUCUAUGGAUCAGCGGGAGAGUGGCUCGCAGAAAGCAAGAGAUUUUGCGGAUUAUUUCAUCAAGCCUAUCCACCGAAUUGCUAGAUACGAGGUUUUAUUUGGUCGUCUUCUAGGGCAAAGUCCAGUCUGUGAUUGUCCAGAAUCUUCAACCAUCGUUGAGACGACUCUUUUCCGGAUCAAAGAAUUACAUAGAGCAAUGAAUUGCACUACCGGUAAUCAUCAAAAGGCAACUGCAAUGUCAAGAACAUGGCUGCUGCAGGAUCGCCUAUUGUUUACAAGCCAGCCGGAAAGCAGAUCUCGGGACAAGAUUCGUACACUGGAGCAGAAUCACUUGUGUGGUGUGCUUCAUGCUUGCUGGCAGACGGAAGAUACGGUUGCAGGUCGCAGCGUCACCGGACAGUACCUUAUAGCUCUCUUGUAUGAAAAGUUCUUCGUUCUCGCUCAGACUUCCGGGAAGCAGGAUGAAGUCUAUUCUAUUCAAGCUUGUAUUCCCAUCAGUGAGCUCAGCGUAGAGGAGGUCGAUGAUGGUAAAGGUUUACAAUGUCACACGGCAUCCUACUCCUGGAAGAUUGUCUUUGAGUACCAUUCUCAACUCUUCGAAAUCAUAAUGAGUGCAUGCUCAGCAAAAGAAGAGCUGGAGUGGAAGAGCCGUCUUGUUGAUCGGUCUGCCAACCAGUGUGAUAGCACUGUCCAGCAAGAAAUGAUUGCAUCGCUGUCACUUGAUAUCAAGCCCAUGGGAACAGUUUACGGAAAGCCAGGAACCAUCGCUCGACGCAACUCAAUUCACAGAGCCACGACAUGUAGUACACUACAGACCACCAUUCUCCGUAACGUCAUCAUCAAAAACACCAGUACCACCACCGAAUCCGUUCUCUCCAGUUCCGCCUCCCAAAUCUCCAUCAAUCGCUCCCAAUCCCUCGCCGGCUCCCACCGCCCCAUAAUCCUCACUCCUCCACGCACCGAACGCGUGCAUCUCGAAACUCUGCUCGCCGACGUUUGGACCCGCGACAUCAUCCCCUAUCCUGGCUUCUGCUCCAAACCCCAGAGAGAGCACACGGUACGCGCCUCCGCCAGCUCCAUGAUGCGAAAACUGAGCCACGCCAGCAUCUCCAGCAUCACCAAGCGCUCCAGCAGCAUGGCCAGCCUGUCCAAGAGCGGCGAAGAUCACCCAGGCCGUGACGCAGCCACCGAGCUCGAUACUUUGAGACCCAUGCUCAUGAAUCAUCAGGCUCGUCAAAAUUCGAGCGAAAGUACUAGUAUGCCAUUGCCGGAUCUCGAGUAUUCCUUCUCGCAAGACACUGCUGGUACGAGCGGGCCGGGAAGACAUGGUUCGCGAUUGGCGGUUAUCAUGGAUGAGAAGGAGAAUAGUGCUGGUACUGGCACGGGUCAUGGUGUUAUUCAUUCGAUGACUGGCACUGGUAGUCCCAUCAUGGCUCGUCUGGCGAGUUUUAGGAGUAAGAAGAGCGUUGGUUCCAUCGCCGAUACGUUGAAUUCGAGGCGUUCGGCUGCGUCUGCAUCGCCUUCGGCGAAGAGUUCGUUGGCGUUGCCCAUUGUAACGGCGAUACAUGGAGAGGAAUUGAGGAAGGAAAAUGUAGAGCAUGCGUUGAAUGCGGAUGCGGGUAGUAGGAGUGGUAGUGUGAGUGGGAGUGGAGAGGAGGUCGCUGGAGCUCUGUUGCAGGCGCAGCAGAGAAAGGGAAGGAAUAGGACGUUGCUGGUGGAGGGGUUCAAGAAUCUUUUUCGUUAA
This is a messenger RNA of Sclerotinia borealis F-4128, 3654 nucleotides long. Lineage: Eukaryota; Fungi; Ascomycota; Leotiomycetes; Helotiales; Sclerotiniaceae. The record is from the annotation of a GenBank genome assembly.